AUGCCGCUCGCAAAGGAAGGUGGCAUGAAGGUGCCAAACGCACGCAAGGAUUUCCGUAAAGAAACGCCCGCCCAUGUGUCCUCCAGCGAGAGCAGCAACAGCAGCAGCAGCUCAGGAGAAGAGGAGAGCAACCAGCCUCCUAGAAAACACCUCCAGACAGAUAAGUGGGCCAAAAAGCGCAAGGUAUCUGUCGGUACGAAGCCGACAAGAAAACACAAAGACCGGACGCCUGGCAGCGACGAGUACGAUGAACGCUACGAGUCUGAUGGAGGCAACGACAGCGACGAGGGCAAGAAGCCCCCGCCGCGUAAGAAGGCUUGUGCUCAUGCCAACGCAAACACAACAACAACCAGACCAACCGGAAAGAUCAAGGGUCCGGGCAGGGGUAAGGGCAAAGCGAAGGUCUCCGAGGCCAGAGAGUCCUUGUUCAUGACCGCAGACCUGCAAUAG
Messenger RNA from Colletotrichum godetiae, 450 nucleotides. RefSeq lists its product as uncharacterized. The record is from RefSeq and is a predicted model, not a curated record. Bases 1 to 450 code for a protein of 149 amino acids. Lineage: Eukaryota; Fungi; Ascomycota; Sordariomycetes; Glomerellales; Glomerellaceae. The transcript has a single exon.